CAAACAUGUCGUACUCGGACUCGUACGAUGACCGGUCACCUGCAGAGCACCUUCUUGUGCGGGUGAUCAAGGGAGUGGAUCUGGCAGCGCGUGACUCGUCUGGCAAGUCUGAUCCAUAUGUGGUGAUCAAGUAUGGCAAGGAGAAGGCCAAGACGGCGUACAAGGAGCAGACUCUCGAGCCGCAUUGGGAGGAGACCCAUCAGUUUCCCUACGACAAGUCGGCGACAGCCAUUGAGCUCGAGGUGUGGGACUGGGACAAGAUCGGGGCUGAUUUUAUGGGUCGCUGCUCAGUGCCCAUUGAGGACAUUCCCUUUGGUCGCCCAGAGGCCCUCUGGUACGAGCUCCGUGACAAGAAGGGCCGCGUGACAAAGAAGGCUCAUGGCAAGAUCCUGGUCGAACUCGGCUUCAUCCUCCCCGAGGCCGACGGCAUUCCUAUUCGCACCGGCCUUGGUGACGACUACGCUGCCUACGGCUCGCAUCCGGCCUAUGCUCCGCGUCCGGCCGGUCCGCACGGCUACCCGCCGCACUACGCCCAUCCGAGCUCGCGCCGCCCGCCGGCUCGCCGCGACCCCAAUCUUGAUCGCUACGGCCGCCCGCGCGACCCACUUGACUCGGAGGCUGGAUACCACCAGGCCUUUGAGCGCGAGUACCGUGCCAUGGUCAACCGCGUCGUCCGCGACGCCCACGGCCUCCGCUCGGCAGGCGGCGAAGCCCUCCCAUCGCACGCCCAUCUCCCGUCGCACGCCGCGCCGCCGCAGCCUGCCGGCUACGGCGCCGGCUACGGUCACAGCUACGGAUCCGGUGCGUACGGUCCCGGCGCUUACGCCUCGGGCUACCCGCCCGCUUCGGCCGGUGGCUACUACCCGCCGCCGGCUGCCGACAUUGUCCCGCCGUACUCGCGGUACGGCGACAUCCUGUGA
Messenger RNA from Thecamonas trahens ATCC 50062, 920 nucleotides. RefSeq lists its product as uncharacterized. Gene Ontology annotation, molecular function: calcium ion binding. The record is from RefSeq and is a predicted model, not a curated record. Lineage: Eukaryota; Apusomonadida; Apusomonadidae. The transcript is spliced from 2 exons. The coding region runs from base 6 to 920 and encodes 304 amino acids.